Gadus chalcogrammus (walleye pollock) is the source of this 1332-nucleotide messenger RNA. RefSeq names its product one cut homeobox 3a (gene onecut3a). Lineage: Eukaryota; Metazoa; Chordata; Actinopteri; Gadiformes; Gadidae. The transcript is spliced from 2 exons. Gene Ontology annotation, molecular function: RNA polymerase II cis-regulatory region sequence-specific DNA binding; DNA-binding transcription factor activity, RNA polymerase II-specific. Gene Ontology annotation, cellular component: nucleus. The record is from RefSeq and is a predicted model, not a curated record. Gene Ontology annotation, biological process: regulation of transcription by RNA polymerase II. Bases 1 to 1332 code for a protein of 443 amino acids.
AUGGAACUUACAAUGGAAAACAUUGGAAACCUGCACGGCGUGCCUCACGCUCACCAGACGAGCGACUUAAUGAACUCGCCGCACGCGCGCCAGUCGUCGUCGCACCGGAACCUGGUGUCGCACGGGCGCUCCGCCAUGGUGUCCAGCAUGGCCUCGAUACUGGAGGGCGCGGGGGACUACCGCACGGACCACUCUCUGUCCGGGCCCCUGCACCCCGCCAUGACCAUGUCCUGUGACUCGGGGAUGAGUCUGAGCAGCACCUACACCACCCUCACGCCGCUGCAGCACCUGCCGCCCAUCUCUACCGUGUCGGAUAAGUUCCACCAUCAUCCCCAUCCACACGCUCACCACCACCCGCACCAGCGGCUCUCGGCGGGCAACGUGAGCGGCAGCUUCACGCUGAUGAGGGACGACCGGAGCCUCGCCUCCAUGAGCAACCUCUACGGCCACUACCAGAAAGACAUGUCCGGCAUGGGCCAGUCGCUGUCGCCGCUCUCCAACGGCCUCGGCUCGUUGCACAACUCCCAGCAGUCGCUCGGCGCCUACGGGCCGACGGCGCACCUCUCCAACGACAAGAUGCUCUCGUCGGGGGGCUUCGAGUCCCACGCGGCCAUGUUGUCCCGGAACGAGGAGCACCUGGCCCGGGGUCUGGGGGGCCACGGAGCAGGGCUCAUGACGUCGCUGAACGGCAUGCACCACCACAGUCAUCAGCACUCCCAGGCGAACGGCUCCAUGCUGUCGGUGGAGCGGGACCGGCAGACGGUGGGAGGCGGGCAGGGGGGCGCUGGGUCGGGCCAGGUGGAGGAGAUAAACACCAAGGAGGUGGCACAGAGAAUCACCGCCGAGCUCAAGCGAUACAGCAUACCCCAGGCCAUCUUUGCCCAGAGGAUCUUGUGUCGGUCCCAGGGAACGCUGUCCGACCUGCUACGGAACCCUAAACCCUGGAGUAAGCUCAAGUCGGGCCGGGAGACCUUCCGGAGGAUGUGGAAGUGGCUGCAGGAGCCCGAGUUCCAGCGGAUGUCCGCGCUGAGGCUAGCAGCCUGCAAGCGCAAGGAGCAGGAGCAGCACAAGGACCGCAACAUGGCGCCCAAGAAGCAGCGGCUGGUGUUCACCGACCUGCAGCGGCGCACGCUCAUCGCCAUCUUCAAGGAGAACAAGCGCCCGUCCAAGGAGAUGCAGAUCACCAUCUCCCAGCAGCUGGGCCUGGAGCUCAACACCGUCAGCAACUUCUUCAUGAACGCCCGGCGCCGCUGCGUGGACCGUUGGCACGACGACCACGGCGGCAGCCCCGGGCAGCCCGGCACCUCGGGCCCCACCUUCUCCAAGGCCUGA